AUGGUCACCACGCGAGCUCGCAAGAAGGCGGUCCUCGCCCAAGAGGAAGCGGAAGUUGCUCGGAAGUUGCUGCUGCCAUUUCGACUACUCGACCUUCCCGCUGAGAUAAUCGGCAACAUCUCUGAUCACCUUGACGACAAGGACCUCAUCAAUGUACGCCGGGUUUGUCGCGCCCUUAGCGCCCAUGUCGCUCAUGCUUUCGGGCAGCGAUUCUUCAGGCAUCUCAUAGUCAUCCUACAUCCUACCAGCCUGACUACACUCUUUGAGAUCAGCCGCCACAAGACACUGUCGAAAUACGUACACCGGGUAACCGUGAGCGGUCAGCGUAUUGGUCACACCCUAUUUACCACGGUCAAUGAAACAGCACACAAUGACUUACAAGCAAGCGUCGAACGGUCUCGUAUGGAUCUCUUAAUUCUUACGGAAGCCUUACGAGAGUUGAAGAGCCUACAGAACGUUCGGGUCGACAGGUCCAGCUUCCGAUGUGAUGCAGGAUGGACGCAGAAUAUUAAGAUCAAAUGUGGUCGAGGCUUGAUGUUCAACAAGGAUUCCGUGACGUGGAACGGGGAUACAUCGGAGCACCAGAACUUCAACCGAGUGUACGAGUUGACUCUACAAGCCUUAGUACAAGCUCAGAUGGACGAAAAGGUCGAGCUGGAUCUCCAAUUCGUGAAUCCAAACGAGGGACGGAACACAUUCAAUUGUCUCGUCGACUCAGAAAGCUGGCGGGAAGGUCUUUGCAAACGACUGCGCUACUUCUCAACUGUCGGUGACAUGGAUCUGGAUUGGCUUGGGCGGCUGCUGAGCUUGAGCACUGGUAUCACAAAGCUGAAACUGAGGCAGAACCGAAGGAAACUAAACUUACUGUUGCUGGCUCGUGAACCAGGUGGAGCCUUUUCUUUUCCUGGUUUGCGACAUCUCAAUAUUACGCGAGCAGUGCUCCAUUACGAAACAUGGCUGGUUUUCUUACGUCUGCAUGCGGCAGUACUGGAGGAAGUUGUCCUACACUCUGUAGGUUUGCAGAAUGGGACAUGGCACCAAGCCCUAGCGACCCUCGAGACUAUGCCCCGCCUGAACAACCUUUCACUGGAUGGGCUACUGGAACAAAUGCCCUAUCAGAACGCAUCGACGGAUCCUCUCGACUGGAACCCGGGCCACUUGUCUCUUCGCAGCCAAGCCGCUAUCAAAGCAGCCCUCAGUGUCAUGCGCGCCGAACCCAAAACUGUUGCGGUUGAUUGGGUAUGGAUGAGGCCACUCGACGGUCCGAACGGGGAGGUGUAUUAUCAUGCAGUAGAUUGCAGGGGGUAUACUGCGAUCGCCAACAGUGGCUCAUGGGACUUCUGA
Molecule: messenger RNA, 1344 nt
Organism: Alternaria conjuncta
Lineage: Eukaryota; Fungi; Ascomycota; Dothideomycetes; Pleosporales; Pleosporaceae
Exons: 1
Coding region: 1-1344 (447 amino acids)
Molecular function (GO): protein binding
Source: RefSeq, a predicted model, not a curated record